AGCCGAGCGCCGCUCAGUUUCCUUUCCGCUUCUGCCGCCCAACUGACAACUCGUGUGAACCCAAGCCAGCUCAAGAUGUCCGACGAGGGUAAGCUUUUCAUCGGGGGACUGAGCUUCGACACCACCGAGGACUCGUUGGCUGCAGCUUUCUCCAAAUAUGGAAAUAUCGAAAAAGUUGAUGUGAUCAGGGACAAAGAGAAUGGGAGGUCCCGUGGCUUUGGCUUUGUGAAGUUUGAUAACGCAGACGACGCGAAGGACGCGCUAGAGGGAAUGAACGGCAAGACUCUGGAUGGCAGGUCUAUUCGUGUUGACGAAGCAGGAAAGGGCGGAGGUCGCUCUGGGGGUGGCGGCGGCUUCAGAGGAAGUUCACGUGGUGGAGGAUUCGGAGGGAGCUACAGCGGCGGCAGGGGGAGAGGUGGGAGAGGUUAUUCUAGAGGUGGUGGUGGAUAUAGCAGCGACAGAAGCUUUGGGGACAGGAGCUAUGGCAGUGGGGACAGGAGUUAUGGCAGCAGUGACAGAAGUUAUGGAGGAGACAGGAGUUAUGGAGGUGGAUACAGGAGUGGAGGAGGCAGUGGAUACUCUUCUGGUGGAUACAGAGAAAGGGGUCAGGGUGGCUACGGGGACCGCUCUGGAGGAUCCUACAGAGAUGGAUAUGACAGCUAUGCUGCACACGAGUAAAAAUCUCCCUGAUUCAAGAUCAUCACUUGGCUGGCUGUAUUUAAAAGAUGCACUCCUCGAGAAAAAAUGUCCACGUGUUACUGUCACCUCCAUUCUCUGUAGUCGUAUUAUGUUGUAGUAGCUUAAACAUCUUUUGAAUGUAGCCAUGACUUGGCUAUUCCUUGAUAAACCCAUGUUUAAGCAAGUUGCAGUUGAUGAUAUACCUUACUUGAGGGAGCAUCUUAAUUGCUUUUGAGGCAUUUCGUUUUUCUACUUGAUGGAUUUCAAUGUCACAUUCGAUUGGAUACUAAAACAAUAUCCCUCCUGUGGCUUUUCUUUUUGAGCAGCCGCUCUCAACUCUGCCCUGUUUUUAUGCAUAGUACCCUCAAAUGUCUCCCGGCUUUCAUCACAACCAGGGUAUCUUAACGGGGCCCAGUUUAAGUUCAGUGAUUGUCUGACCUACCUCCAGUUAUAAAUAGAACAAGACAUGUGAACACUUUUUUUUUCUUCCUAUUUUGCAUUUUAUAAAUACAUUCCCUUUUAAGUGGUACUAGAUAGCUGUGCCUCAGCCAUUAGAUUUGAUAGUUUUAAGUUAGCUGAGGGUCCUGUUUGUUCCAUUUUCCAAAAAAGUUAAUUCCUUUCAGACUGGUGACCUACACACCUGAAGUGGCUGGCUGUUCAUGAAGUUGCAAAAUUGCAGCAUGCUACAGUCUGUCGAAGGUAUUUUUCUUUGCUCAACGCCUGCAUUUAAAAUUGUUAAUGUAAAAAUGGACAUGUCAAGUGAUCAACGGCAAAUGUGAUAUCCCCGAUAAAUCUCGGCCAGGAGCUAUUUUGUACUUUAUGUUCUUUGUAUCAACCUUUUUUUUUUUUCUUUGUCAAUUUGGCUUCAUGGAGCCUAUUAAAACAGUUUGUGGAAAAUA
Messenger RNA from Lampris incognitus (smalleye Pacific opah), 1577 nucleotides. RefSeq names its product cold inducible RNA binding protein a (gene cirbpa). Bases 76 to 678 code for a protein of 200 amino acids. NCBI's taxonomy places the organism in Eukaryota, Metazoa, Chordata, Actinopteri, Lampriformes, Lampridae. Gene Ontology annotation, cellular component: spliceosomal complex. The transcript has 7 exons. Gene Ontology annotation, biological process: positive regulation of mRNA splicing, via spliceosome. Gene Ontology annotation, molecular function: RNA binding. The record is from RefSeq and is a predicted model, not a curated record.